Galeopterus variegatus (Sunda flying lemur) is the source of this 3724-nucleotide messenger RNA. RefSeq names its product AE binding protein 1 (gene AEBP1). Gene Ontology annotation, biological process: negative regulation of transcription by RNA polymerase II; proteolysis. The record is from RefSeq and is a predicted model, not a curated record. Gene Ontology annotation, molecular function: zinc ion binding; RNA polymerase II transcription regulatory region sequence-specific DNA binding; metallocarboxypeptidase activity. Bases 1 to 3453 code for a protein of 1150 amino acids. The transcript is spliced from 21 exons. NCBI's taxonomy places the organism in Eukaryota, Metazoa, Chordata, Mammalia, Dermoptera, Cynocephalidae.
AUGGCGGCCGUGCGCGGGGCGCCCCUGCUCGGCUGCUUCCUGGCGCUGCUGGCGCUGUGCCCCGGGGGGCGCCCGCAGACGGUGCUGACCGACGACGAAAUCGAGGAGUUCCUCGAGGGCUUCCUGUCGGAGCUGGAGCACGAGCCCCGGGAGGACGACGUGGAAGCCCCGCCGCCUCCCGAGCCCACCCAGCGCGUCCGCAAAGCCAAGGCGGGGGCGCGACCGGGGGCGGCCGCGGAAGUGCCUCCAGAAAAAGCCAAAGACAAAGGGAAGAAAGACAAGAAGGACAAAGGCCCCAAGGCGACCAAGCAGCCCCUGGAGGGGUCCCCCAGGCUGCCCAAGAAGGGGAAGGAGAAGCCACCCAAGGCCACCAAGAAACCCAAGGAGAAGCCACCCAAGGCCACCAAGAAGCCCAAGGAGAAGCGACCCAAGGCUACCAAGAAGCCCAAGGAGAAGCCACCUAAGGCCACCAAGAGGCCCCUGGCAGGGAAAAAGCCCCCAACUCUGGACCCCUCAGAAACCCUGGAGUGGCCACUGCCCCCGCCUCCCAGCCCUGAGGAGCUGCCCCAGGAGGGAGGGGGGGCCCUCCCAAACACCCGGCAGGGCCCAGGAGAGGAGACGCACGUGGAGGCACGGCAGCACCAGCCUGAGCCAGAGGAGGAGACCGAGCUGCCCACACUGGACUACAACGACCAGAUAGAGAGGGAGGACUACGAAGACUUCGAGUACAUCCGGCGCCAGAAGAAGCCCAGGCCACCGCCAAGCAGGAGGAGGCCCGAGCGGCUCUGGCCGGAGCGCCCUGAGGAGAAGGCCGAGGCCCCGGAGGAGGAGAGGAUCGAGCCGCCUCUGAAGCCUCUGCCGCCCCUGCCACCCCCCGACUAUGGGGGUGGCUACGUGAUCCCCAACUACGAUGACAUGGACUAUUACUUCCCGCCUCUCCCGCCCCAGAAGCCUGACGCUGAGCACGAGACGGACGAAGAGAAGGAGGGGCUGAAGAAACCCAAAAAGGAGGGCAGCGGUCCCAAGGAGGAGGAGACAGACAAGUGGGCUGUGGAGAAGGGCAAGGACCACAAAGGGCCUGGGAAGGGUGAGGAGUCGGAAGAGGAAUGGAUUCCCACAGAGAGAGUCAAGUGCCCCCCCAUCGGGAUGGAGUCGCACCGCAUCGAGGACAACCAGAUCCGAGCCUCUUCCAUGCUGCGCCACGGCCUGGGGGCACAGCGCGGCCGGCUCAACAUGCAGGCCGGUGCCAACGAGGAUGACUACUAUGAUGGGGCGUGGUGUGCUGAGGACGACGGGAGGACCCAGUGGAUCGAGGUGGACACCAGAAGGACUACUCGGUUCACAGGCAUCAUCACCCAGGGCCGAGACUCUAGCAUCCAUGACGACUUUGUGACCACCUUCUUCGUGGGCUUCAGCAAUGACAGCCAGACGUGGGUGAUGUACACCAACGGCUAUGAGGAAAUGACCUUCCACGGGAAUGUGGACAAGGACACACCUGUGCUGAGCGAGCUCCCAGAGCCGGUGGUGGCCCGCUUCAUCCGCAUCUUCCCGAUCACCUGGAAUGGCAGCCUGUGCAUGCGCCUGGAAGUAUUGGGGUGCCCUGUGUCUCCCAUCCACAGCUACUACGCACAGAAUGAGGUGGUGGCCACUGACGACCUGGACUUCAGGCACCACAGCUACAAGGACAUGCGCCAGCUGAUGAAGGUUGUGAAUGAGGAAUGCCCCACCAUCACCCGCACAUACAGCCUGGGCAAGAGCUCGAGAGGGCUCAAGAUCUACGCCAUGGAGAUCUCGGACAACCCUGGGGAGCACGAGCUGGGGGAGCCUGAGUUCCGCUACACAGCUGGCAUCCAUGGCAAUGAGGUGCUGGGCCGAGAGCUGCUGCUGCUGCUCAUGCAGUACCUGUGCCGCGAGUACCGCGAUGGUAACCCCCGCGUGCGCAGCCUGGUGCAGGACACACGCAUCCACCUGGUGCCCUCCCUCAACCCUGAUGGCUACGAGGUGGCCGCGCAAAUGGGCUCAGAAUUUGGGAAUUGGGCACUGGGACUGUGGACCGAGGAGGGCUUUGACAUCUUUGAGGACUUCCCGGAUCUGAACUCUGUCCUCUGGGGAGCCGAGGAGAGGAAAUGGGUCCCCUACCGGGUCCCCAACAAUAACCUGCCCAUCCCCGAACGCUACCUCUCCCCAGAUGCCACGGUGUCCACAGAGGUCCGGGCCAUCAUCGCCUGGAUGGAGAAGAACCCCUUUGUCCUGGGAGCAAACCUCAAUGGCGGAGAGCGGCUGGUGUCCUACCCCUAUGACAUGGUGCGCGCGCCAACCCAGGAGCAGCUGCUCGCUGCAGCCAUGGCAGCCGCCCGGGGAGAGGACGAGGACGAGGCAUCUGAGGCCCAGGAGACCCCCGACCACGCAAUCUUCCGCUGGCUGGCCAUCUCCUAUGCCUCCGCCCACCUCACCAUGACCGAGCCCUACCGGGGAGGGUGCCAGGCCCAGGACUACACUGGCAGCAUGGGCAUCGUCAACGGGGCCAAGUGGAACCCCCGAUCGGGGACUAUCAAUGACUUCAGUUACCUGCACACCAACUGCCUGGAGCUCUCUAUCUACCUGGGCUGUGACAAGUUCCCUCACGAGAGCGAGCUGCCCGGCGAGUGGGAGAACAACAAGGAGGCGCUGCUCACCUUCAUGGAGCAGGUGCACCGCGGCAUUAAGGGAGUGGUGACGGAUGAGCAAGGAAUCCCCAUUGCUAAUGCCACCAUCUCCGUGAGUGGCAUUAACCACGGUGUGAAGACAGCAAGCGGUGGUGAUUACUGGCGCAUCCUGAACCCGGGUGAGUACCGUGUGACGGCCCACGCAGAAGGCUACACCCCGAGUGCCAAGACCUGCAAUGUGGACUACGACAUUGGGGCCACCCAGUGCAACUUCAUCCUGGCUCGUUCCAACUGGAAGCGCAUCCGGGAGAUCUUGGCCAUGAAUGGGAACCGACCCAUCCCACACAUCGACCCAUCACGCCCCAUGACCCCCCAGCAGCGGCACCUGCAGCAGCGGCGCCUGCGGUACCGGCUGCGGAUGCGAGAACAGAUGCGGCUGCGGCGUCUCAACACCACCACUGCCAGCCCGACCGUGCCCCCCACGCCGCCCCCCACCCCCACUCCCUCAUCCACCCCAAGCACUACACUGGGGCUCUGGGGCCUUUUGCCCCUGACCACCACUGGCUGGCAGGAGUCGGAGACCGAGACCUACACAGAGGUGGUGACAGAGCUUGGGACUGAGCUGGAGCCAGUUGUGGAGGAGACAGAGGUGAAGGAGGAGGAGACAGAGAUGGAAGAGGUGGAAGAGGAGGAGGCGGCAGAGGUGGAGGAGGAGGAAGAGGAGGAAGAGGAAGCAGAGAUGGUCACUGGCUGGGCAUUCCCCUUCACAACAGUUGAGACUUACACAGUGAACUUUGGGGACUUCUGAGAUCAGGGUCCCACCAAGGCUCUGGCCCAGCUCAAGCUACAGCAGUGUUUCCCGAGCCCCUACCCACAGUCACAUCACCCACCAGCACGAUGGCCCCUAGGUGGCCCAGCAGGAAUGGCCGGUCCUGCCCCCCGAGGGGGCGCAAACAAGACCAAGACUUAAAAGCCAGCAUCUGAGCAGAGGCUCCUGCUCCGCCUGCCAGCUUCAUAAAGGCCGGGAUGGCUGCAGGUUGAAGGAGCCAAGGUCACACCAAUAAAACAAGGUCAUGGCA